Messenger RNA from Beauveria bassiana ARSEF 2860, 1506 nucleotides. Its product is annotated as disulfide isomerase. The record is from RefSeq and is a predicted model, not a curated record. Gene Ontology annotation, molecular function: protein-disulfide reductase activity; protein disulfide isomerase activity. The transcript is spliced from 2 exons. Lineage: Eukaryota; Fungi; Ascomycota; Sordariomycetes; Hypocreales; Cordycipitaceae. The coding region runs from base 1 to 1506 and encodes 501 amino acids. Gene Ontology annotation, biological process: response to endoplasmic reticulum stress. Gene Ontology annotation, cellular component: endoplasmic reticulum lumen.
AUGCAUCAACACGCCAUCGCCGCCUCCGCGAUUACUGUGCUGCUGGCCACGGCGCCGACAGCAUGGGCUGGCAUGUACACCAAGAAGUCGCCUGUUCUGCAGGUUGACGCCAAAUCAUUUGACCGACUGAUCAGCCAAUCCAACUACACCUCGAUCGUCGAGUUCUAUGCGCCCUGGUGCGGCCACUGCCAGAAUCUCAAGCCUGCUUACGAAAAGGCUGCAACCCAACUUGAUGGACUGGCCAAAGUUGCCGCCAUUGACUGCGAUGACGACGCCAACAAGCAGUUUUGCGGCUCCAUGGGUGUCAAGGGCUUCCCCACGCUCAAGACUGUCCGGCCUGGCAAGAAACCCGGUCGCCCUGUCAUCGAGGACUACAAUGGUGGGCGCACCGCGGGCGCCAUUGUUGAAGCUGUCGCUUCCAAGAUCAACAACCACGUCACGCGCGUCACAGACAAGGACUUGGACGGCUUCCUUGCCAAGAAUCCCGACAGUCCGAAAGCCAUCCUGUUCACGGAGAAGGGUACUACGAGCGCGCUCCUGCGCAGCAUUGCCAUUGAUUACCUCGGCGUCAUUAGCGUCGCACAAAUUCGCAACAAGGAGUCGUCAGCAGUCGCAAAAUUUGGCAUUGAAGAGUUCCCUACACUAGUCUUGGUGCCUGGCGAGGGCCAGGAUCCCAUUGUUUACAAGGGCGAGAUGAGAAAGGCCGACAUGGUCAAGUUUCUCAGCCAGGCGGGUGAACCCAACCCGGACCCCGCCCCGGUCAAGGCCGCCAAGAAAGACAACAAGAAGGAGAGUGGCAAAUCAAAGACCGACAAGGCAGAGAAGUCCGAGAAGCCCAAGAAGAAAUCAGGCGACGAAGACGCCCAAGCCGAGCAAAAGAAAGAUCCUGUUGAAAAGGCCGAGACCAGCGUUGAAACUCCGCCUCCUGCUUCCACUCCUCAAGUCAUUUCUAUCCCUACAGCAUCUGACAAACAAGAGGUUUCGGAGAAAUGCCUGCAGCCCAAAUCCCACACCUGUGUUUUGGCAUUCGUCCCCGACUCCGAAACUGAUGACAGCAAGAGGGCAAUCGAUUCCCUCACUCAGCUCAACACAAAGUACAUCCAGGGCCAGCGAAAAGUGUUCCCCUUCAUUGCUGUACCCGACGGCGUCAACGAAUUAUCCCAUAUCCGCAAGAAGCUCGAGGCCACCAACGAGGUCGAGCUCAUCGCCAUCAACGCACGUCGUAAUUGGUGGCGCAGAUACGAGGGCGAUUUUGGCGCCACCAGUGUCGAGGCUUGGGCCGACGCCAUCCGCAUGGGCGAGGGAGCCAAGUCGAAGCUACCCAAGGGCCUCGUGGAGGCUGUUGAGGAGCCUGAGGAGGCUGGCGAGGAACCCCCCAAGACCGAGGAACAGCCAAGCACCGAGGAACAGCCAAGCACUGAGGAACAGCCAAGCACCGAGGAACCCCCCAAGACCGAGGAACAGCCAAGCACCGAAGAAGCCACCGAGAAACACGACGAGCUGUAA